AUGCGCCCGGCGGCGCCCGGUCGCCGGCCGGGGGGCGUUCUUUUCAACUUUCCCUUACGGUACUUGUUGACUAUCGGUCUCGUGCCGGUAUUUAGCCUUAGAUGGAGUUUACCACCCGCUUUGGGCUGCAUUCCCAAGCAACCCGACUCCGGGAAGACCCGGGCCCGGCGCGCCGGGGGCCGCUACCGGCCUCACACCGUCCACGGGCUGGGCCUCGAUCAGAAGGACUUGGGCCCCCCACGAGCGGCGCCGGGGAGUGGGUCUUCCCGGGUCGCCACGUCUGAUCUGAGGUCGCGUCUCGGAGGGCGCGCGCGGGCUCGCACGCACGCGCGCGGGGCGCGGGAGCCCGCGAGGAGGGUCCCGAGAAGGGGAGGCGCGGAGGCCCGCGGCCGACCGCCCCGGGCCCCCCCCCUCCCCGCGCACACGCGGCACCCCGACCGACCGACCGACCCCCGGCUACCCGUCGCCCCUCCGGGAGGAGGCGGCGGCGGCGGCGGCCGGCGGCCGGCGGCCGGCGGGCGGAGAGGGAGAGGCCGAGGCGGGGCGGGGAGCACGAGCCGGCUGCCACGGAACGGACGGGGCGCGGGGCGGCGGAGGGGUGGACGCGGGCGGGAGGGUCGGGGCACGCGCGGGCGCCGAAGCCCGAGCGGGCGACGGACGCGCCGCGCGCCCCCUAUCUUCCCCCCGCCCCCACCACCGCCCCCGCCCUCGCGGCGGGAGCUCCGGGGCGCGAACCGCGGCGCGGCCACGGCCCGGGGGGAGAGCGCGCAGCGGCGGGCAGACGCCGCGGCGUCCCGCGGGUCGCCGCCGAGGCACGCGUCCCCGGGGCGCGGACGCGCACGCGGACUCGGCCUCGGGCGCGAGCCGCCCGUCCCGACGGGGCGAGGGCCGCGGGGGGUGUGGCCGGGAAGCGGGCACGGGCCGCGGACGCACGGCGCCGGGGAAGCCGCCGCGGGCGUGGGGGUGGGCGGGGCGCCAGCCGGGCGCCGGGACACGCCGCCGCCUCGGGCAGGACGGCGAACGACGGCGGACCGGAAGACGCGACCCCACCCCCGCCACCACCGCGGGCCCCCGCCGCCACGUGGCGCGAGACCGUCCCCAACCCCCGACACCCCGCGCGCAGCAACACCCAAAGGCCGCUUGCGGCGCGACGAGGCGCUCCCGGGGACGCGGGAGGGGCGCGCGCACGCGCCGCACACGGCCACGGGCCACGCGACGACCGCCGGGCAGCCCCCUCCCGACGGCCGCGGCGGCAGUGACCGUGGCGCGCCACGCCGCGCGCCACCCCGGCCCCUCGGGGGACGGCGGAGUCCGGGGGAGACGGGAGGUACCUGGAAAGGGGAAGGCGGGCGAGGGGCACAGCGCGCCCCCACGGGCCACCGCCCCGACGCCGACCACCGACCGCCGACCACCGCGCCCCCGCCCGAAGCCGCGCGCGGGCCUCGGCGCUGCCGGCCCGUGACACACGGGGGGCCCCCGCCGCGCGCCGGUCGACCGCCGCCCGGAGGGCCCCGCCGGGCGCCGGACAGCCAGCCCCACCGGCCCCCCCCGGAACGGGGCAGAGCCCUUUCCCCACCGCAGCGCCCUCACACGCUCCCCCCCCCCGCCCCCCAGCCCCGAGGCCCGGAGGGCGCGGGGAGGCGCCCGGCGACCGCGGGGCAGGCCCAGAGCGGCGGGACGACCGACGACGACCGGCCGAGGCGGACCGGUCCAGGGCCGGCGGCGCGGGAGGCGACGGGGCAGGGCGAGCGGCCCCACGACGGGGAGAGCCGCCGCCCGUCACGCCGCACAGCCCGCGAGACGCGACCGGAGGACCCGCGCCGCGCGGGGUCCACGGGCCGGGGUGGGGGAGAGGCGGUCGUGGCCGGCGCCACGGGCGAUAGUCAAGUUCGACCGUCUUCUCAGCGCUCCGCCAGGGCCGUGGGCCGACCCCGGCGGGGCCGAUCCGAGGGCCUCACUAAACCAUCCAAUCGGGCGGGGCGGCGGAGGCCGGGCGGCGAGGACGCGGCGACCGGCCCGCGGGGGGGGCGAGACCGGGGACCCCCGUCCCGCGCUCGGGCGAGCGCACCGGGGCGGGGGGCGCCCCCUCGUCCGGCACGCGACGGCGGCGGCGGCGGCGGCGACGACACGGGCGACGGAUCGGGGCCGCGGCGGGCCCGGGAAGCGAGGCACACCGGGGCACGGCCCCGGGGAGCAGCAGACGGCGAGGGGACCGAGGCGGGCGGACGGACGGAGAGGGGCACCGACGGGAUGCGGCCACGCGGGGCCGACACCACGCGACCGGCGGCGGAGGUGGGGUGGCCGCGCGCCACCGCGAGGGGAACGGCCCAAAGCGACCCGGGGGAGGGGACGCGAGUCGGCCGCCGGGGCCCACCGCGGGAUCUCACCGCCACAGGCCCUCCCGGCACAGGGGCGGUCCCGCGGCACCACCCGGGGACGACCGCCUGGCGCCCCCACCCUCGCGGGGCUCACGCCCACCGCCACCCACGGAGCCGCAGCCGGCCCGGGGAGAACACUCUCCCGCCGCACACCGGCGCCCCCCCUCCCCCCACGGCCCUGACGCGCGCGGGGCCCCCCGCCCCGCCCCCCUCGCUCAGGGCUCCGAGGGCACUGCUCCGCCCGGGGACGCCACCGGCCCGGCAGAGGCCGGGGGACGACACCCACGUGAGGCGAGGCGAGGCCGGCUCGGGCCCAGACAGGGGACCGGAACGCGGGCGGUCGCACGCGCGGGACGAGGAGAGGCGAGGCCGGCGGCGGCGGCGGGGAGGGGCCGGCAAGCACGCACGGCGGGGGCCGCGGGACAGGGACGCGGGCGCCGUCCGGGGACCAGAGGAAAGAGACCGGGCACGCGGCCGGGCCCCCAGGAACACCAGCGCGGGAUCCCACCGCCACCCGCACGCGAGGGCGGUCCCGCGACGCCCGGGGCGCCGGCCGGCCCCGGCCAUCCCCGGAGCGUGGCCCACGACCCGGCCCCGCCGCCAGGGCCGGCGAGCCGUCCACCCGUCUUCCGCCAUCCAUCCGCGACAGGUCCGUCUUCCGUCUGAGUCCCGAGGCGCGACACCCCGGGCACAACGCUCUCGAGCGAGGCGGCCCGGACCGUGA
This is a messenger RNA of Budorcas taxicolor (takin), 3102 nucleotides long. RefSeq names its product basic proline-rich protein-like. The transcript has 8 exons. Bases 1 to 3102 code for a protein of 1033 amino acids. Lineage: Eukaryota; Metazoa; Chordata; Mammalia; Artiodactyla; Bovidae. The record is from RefSeq and is a predicted model, not a curated record.